Messenger RNA from Oncorhynchus gorbuscha (pink salmon), 4818 nucleotides. RefSeq names its product disks large homolog 2-like. Gene Ontology annotation, molecular function: kinase binding. Gene Ontology annotation, biological process: chemical synaptic transmission. Gene Ontology annotation, cellular component: neuron projection; neuromuscular junction; postsynaptic density membrane. Lineage: Eukaryota; Metazoa; Chordata; Actinopteri; Salmoniformes; Salmonidae. The record is from RefSeq and is a predicted model, not a curated record.
GUUAGCCAAACGCUCUGUCAACUUCCAUGUUCACUGCCCAGGUUUUCGUUUUAAGUAGCCUAGCUGGUUAAGCUACUAUGAUGCAUGUGUUUGCGAGUGUUGGGUUAAUUUCAGUUUGUGAAUAGUUGAAUAGACUUAUUUAAAAAUAAUGUCAUGUAGUCUAAACGAAAGAGAGAUGACGGAGAAUCAUACAGCUACAUAACCUUAGCUAACCGAGUUAUUGGAUGGAGCAUAGAAAUUUUAAUCGUUGUGGUAUGUCUUGGAAUAAAUGUUGGCCAGCCAAUGUUAUGUAUUUUGAUAGCUAGUUAUCCUAAGGCUAGGCUACUUAGCCGCAGACCUGGUUCGUUUAGCCCACUGGGCCAUCCCAAAUCCAUAGAAAAAAAUAUUAAGCUAUGAGGAAUUGCUGCCAGGUGUGUAGCCUAAUUAAACUUGCUGUGCUGUUAAGUUACAAAUAGGCUAUACCCCUGCUCAUGUCAUCAUAUCCCAUGACAUGCUGCAACGUUUUUUGCACGAGCCAAAAUAGACUUGCUUGGUUGCAUAUUUCACCUCGCCGGGUAACGUUACGGCGCCUUUAACAUUUCUUUGGACUGCCAUUGGAUUUGUGUUUUAAAUCCCCAGCUCAUCACAUGGGAGCGCCAUUGACUCAAUGCCAGCAUCAAACUGCAAGGGAAGUGAUAGGAACGCGGAACAUCUCGCUGGGUGCUCACGAAAAGUUCCUGUCAGUUGAGGGAAUUGACCUACCAUUUAUGCUAGGCUAUAGUCAAUUUCCAUGACAUGAUAUCAGAACGUGCGCGACUGCCGUUGCACCUGUCAGCAGCAACACACAUCAAUCGGAAAUACUUGGUGGAAGAUGAACUGAACAAGCAUACACAGCCACAUUGCAAACAUAGUUUUUGUUUGUGGCCUGUUUUGCCCUAUGCUAGUCUAUUGUUUUAGACUGUAGACCACGGAUUCUGCUGGAGCAAAAGCCUAAAACCUACUGCCUCUGUGUCUAAGGCUACACGUUAUAGCACAACUGACUCGCUUUGAUGCGGUUUUUUUUCACCACUGCCUGACAUUUUUAAUAAUGCACUGAAGAGAACUGGGAAUACGUUAUGUUAUUGGCGCAAGAGUAAAUCACCGAUACGAAUCCAGCAUUCAACUAUGCCUGUAAGAAAAAAAGACACAGCUAGGGCCCUAGGGCUUUUGGAAGACUACUGUGCUAAACUGACGAAGCCAGAGGAACAACAGCUCAAAACUGCCAUUCAGAGAGUGAUGGGGGUCUUCAAAAGCAGCCUGUUCCAAGCACUGCUUGAUAUCCAGGAGUUCUAUGAGGUGACGCUGCUGAACACCCAAAAGAGCUGCAAGCAGAAGCUGGAGGAGGUCAACCACAUGGCUGACAAGUGGGAACAGACGGGCACGGGCUCCCUCACCGCGGUGCUACAACAUGCCUGCCCAACCGAGAUGGGGGAGCGGAGCAGCUCGGAGCACGGUGGGAAGGACCAGACACCGAUCAGUGUGAAAGUCUCUGAAAACAGGCCGGCAGCUGUGCAGGGGUCCCCACACACUGGCCCGCCCCCGGCAUGCAUGAACCCCGCCUUGAUGAGCACUCCCUGGCAGUAUCGCUAUCAAGAUGAGGACUCUCCACCUGAGCACGGGUUCCCGCGGCUGACCAACGAGGUGCGCGCCCCUGAGCUGGUGCACGUGUCGGAGAAGAACCUCUCGGAGAUUGAGAAUGUGCAUGGCUACGUGUCCCACUCCCAUAUCUCCCCGCUCAAGGCGAGUCCCGCUCCAAUAAUUAUCAACACCGACACUCUGGAGAGCGUACCUUACGUCAACGGGACAGAAAUUGAAUAUGAGUUUGAAGAAAUCACACUAGAGCGGGGGAACUCAGGGUUGGGUUUCAGCAUCGCAGGAGGAACAGAUAACCCCCAUAUCGGUGAUGACCCAGGGAUCUUCAUCACCAAGAUUAUCCCUGGUGGCGCGGCAGCAGAGGAUGGCCGGUUAAGAGUGAAUGACUGCAUCCUGCGGGUGAAUGAUGCCGACGUGUCUGAGGUGUCCCACAGUAAGGCAGUGGAGGCCCUGAAGGUGGCUGGCUCUAUCGUCAGGCUGUACGUUCGCCGGAGGAGACCUAUGCUGGAAACUGUCAUUGAAAUCAAACUCAUCAAAGGACCAAAAGGGCUGGGCUUCAGCAUCGCAGGAGGGGUGGGCAAUCAGCACAUCCCGGGGGACAACAGCAUCUUUGUCACUAAGAUCAUAGAUGGAGGUGCAGCACAGAAGGACCAGCGCUUGCAGGUUGGAGACCGGCUGCUUAUGGUGAACAACUACACUCUGGAAGAGGUCUCCCACGAGGAGGCUGUAGCCAUACUGAAAAACACUUCUGACGUUGUGUACCUGAAGGUGGGCAAGCCCACCAGUGUUUACUUAUCAGAUCCCUAUGGGCCACCUGAUAUCACGCACUCAUUCUCUCCAGCAAUGGAAAAUCAUAUCUCUUCCGGGGGCAACAACGGCACUCUGGAGUACAAGUGCAGUCUUCCCCCCAUGCCCAUCUCUCCUGGAAGGUACUCCCCCCUCCAAAAACACUUACUCGGGGAAGAGGACAUUAACAGAAAUGCCUCGAUAGAUGACGGGGAGGCUCACAGGUUUGAGUCGCAGCACUUCCAGUUGAGGGAUCCCAGGAGGAUGGUCCUCCACAAGGGCUCCACAGGCCUGGGAUUCAACAUCGUGGGCGGGGAGGACGGAGAGGGCAUCUUUGUCUCCUUCAUCCUGGCGGGAGGGCCUGCCGACCUGAGCGGAGAGCUGCGGAGGGGAGACCAGAUCUUGUCGGUUAAUGGCAUCGACCUACGCGGGGCCACCCAUGAGCAAGCGGCUGCAGCACUAAAGGGGGCGGGCCAAACUGUCACCAUCAUUGCUCAGUACAGGCCCGAGGAGUACGGGCGUUUCGAGGCCAAAAUCCAUGAUCUGCGGGAACAGAUGAUGAACCAUAGCAUGAGCUCUGGGUCCGGAUCCCUCCGAACCAAUCAGAAACGCUCCCUUUACGUCAGGGCACUGUUCGACUAUGAAAAGGCCAAAGACAGUGGACUCCCUAGCCAGGGCCUCAGCUUCAGGUAUGGGGACAUCCUCCACGUCAUCAACGCCUCAGACGAUGAAUGGUGGCAGGCCCGGAGGGUGACCCCUGAUGGGGACAGCGAAGAGAUGGGGGUCAUCCCUAGCAAGAGGAGGGUUGAGAGGAAAGAACGAGCUCGACUAAAGACAGUGAAGUUCAAUGCCAAACCGGGAACCAUCGAUUCCAAAGGGUCAUUCAAUGACAAGCGUAAAAACAACUUCAUCUUUACACGAAAGUUCCCAUUCUACAAGAACAAGGAGUUGGGUGAGCAGGAUGGCAGUGAUUCAGAACGGAGUCAAGAGGACAUGAUUCUCUCCUAUGAGCCUGUCAUUCGACAAGAGAUUAAUUACGCCAGACCCGUCAUAAUCCUUGGACCAAUGAAAGACAGAAUCAACGACGACCUGAUAUCCGAAUUUCCUGACAAAUUUGGCUCCUGCGUGCCACCGGCUAACUGUUCAGGGCAGCCAGAUACCACUCGGUCGAGGAGGGACUACGAGGUCGAUGGGCGCGACUACCAUUUUGUAAUGUCCAGAGAGCAGAUGGAGCAGGACAUCCAAGAGCACAAGUUCAUUGAGGCGGGCCAGUACAACGACAAUCUAUAUGGAACCAGUGUUCAGUCGGUCAAAUAUGUGGCUGAGAGGGGUAAACACUGCAUACUGGACGUGUCAGGGAAUGCCAUAAAACGACUACAAGUAGCACAACUCUACCCCAUUGCCAUCUUUAUAAAGCCUCGGUCCAUUGAUUCAUUAAUGGAGAUGAAUAAGAGAUUAACAGAAGAGCAGGCCAGGAAGACAUUUGACCGGGCCAUGAAGUUGGAGCAGGAGUUUGGCGAGUUUUUCACAGCCCUUGUUCAAGGAGACACCUUAGAAGACAUUUAUAACCACUGCAAAAUGGUGAUAGAGGAGCAUUCAGGACCCUACAUCUGGAUCCCAUCAAAAGAGAAAUUAUGAGAACACACAACUUUGGCAGGGAUAUUGGACUGCUAGAUUCACAACAUACUUUGUAACAAAUGUUCAACUGUAAUGGUAAUUUAUAUUGUUCAUAAUUAUAGCCAAUUAAAAUGUUUGUUUUUUUUUGUUUCUUUUUUUUCCACUUUCAAUAUGAAUGUUCCUGAAUGUACACCACAACGUUUAAGACACAUUUUUGGCCUAAAAAAAUUGACCGUUUGUAUAUUUCAUGUUUUUAUUUUUAAAAAUGCUAAGGAAAUUUAAUAAACAAGGGCAUGUGUUCACGUCGACACUGCGUGGAAUUUCAAAUGAAUAUUCGAAGAUCGCCACGCCAAUGAAGGAGGGGAAGGAAAUAAUAUCAGCUUCUUUUGCUUCUCUCCACACAACAGCUAGCACUUUGUGUCCCCUGACACUCAACUCACAUCAGUAGUUGACAUUGUGUGACUUUAGCAUCUAUGGCCCUUGGACACAGUUCAUCGUAAUCCGCCUAUUUUUAUGUUCUUAUUUUUAUUUUUUAUUAUUUUGUGAAUUCAGAUUUGUUUGAAAAUGUUUUCUUUGAAUAAGAAUUCUCAACUGUAUUGUUUUUUGUUGUUGUGCGGAUUAUUUCUUUAAAAAAUACAAUUAUUGUUAAGAUGCUUUGAUUAGAAUGAAGAAUUAAGGGGGAAAUCUACAUUUAGGUAUAGGAAAUGUGACAUUAUAUUUUGCUAUUUAUAUUGAUAGAGGGCACAACAGCACAAAGUAUUUAUUAUGAAGAUAUAUAACUUUGAUUAAAAAACCAAUAAAACA